Messenger RNA from Amorphotheca resinae ATCC 22711, 670 nucleotides. RefSeq lists its product as hypothetical. The transcript has a single exon. Bases 161 to 502 code for a protein of 113 amino acids. The record is from RefSeq and is a predicted model, not a curated record. Lineage: Eukaryota; Fungi; Ascomycota; Leotiomycetes; Helotiales; Amorphothecaceae.
AUCGCCCUUGACGGCGGAGCUCUCGCCUCUUGGUGCUUGACUAAGGUUACUACUGAUUGAUAUCUGAUGUCUGUGAUCACUGAUCACUGAUCUCUGAUCUCUGAUCUCUUGCCUGCUCCUGCACCGGGAAUCUUGAUCUUCAUCUGGAUUGCGCCUGUCCAUGUCCUCUUGGCCCUCUGCCUCCCGUCGUCUCGGUAUCCCCCACGACUCUUUCACCACGCCCGCCAGCUCCCUCUUCCUCGAUCCGCCUCUCGACGCCUCUUCCCCCCGUCGACAUCAAUCAACUCCCACCCGCACGUCCUCCCCGCGAACAGAUCCGAUCCCAACGUCUGAUGCUUCCCCUCGGACUGGAACCUCGGGCCUCGACAUCACCACGCUUCUUCCUGAGCACCGCAGCAUAAGCGCUUCCUCCGUCGCCAGUCUUCCACCAGCUCGUGCCAGUUCUACAUCUACAAUCCUCGCCCGCCACUUCCUGGAGACCGGCCUUUCUUACUUACUGUGAACGCCAGGCUCGAGAAGCUUCACUCACCAGCAGCGCAUACGCGAGAGCCGCAAUCUAUACCAGAGCCGUGUCAGGCACCAGUUCCUCUCUCCCCAAUCCUGCGCGCCUCGCUGCACGACGCGGCGACAACGGGCUCAGUCGCGGCGAUCCUCCUCGUGCGGUAUCUCC